AUGGGAUGGUAUGUUGAGUUCUGGGAACAGCUAGUAGUAUGGUUUGACUGGAAGCUGCGCCCACCUUCGGCUGCCGGAGGGGGGCGCUCGCACGCGCACGAGGCUCGGUGCGCGCGCCGGCCGCCGCUCCCACGUGGGAAGGCGGAAGUGCGUGGUGACUUAUCUGUGGGGCUGCGAUCGCUGGAUCUGGCGGGAGCCGAGCUCGCCAUGGCGGCCGGUGCCGGGGGUAUCGCGCCUGCGGCCCCGUCUCUGGUGGAUCGCUAUUUCACCCGCUGGUACAAGGCCGAUGUGAAGGGAAAGCCAUGUGAAGAUCACUGUAUAUUGCAACACUCUAACAGAAUCUGUGUAAUCACAUUGGCAGAAUCUCAUCCACUUCUUCAAAAUGGAAAAACAAUUAAAAGUAUUAACUACCAAAUCAGUGCCAACUGUAGCAGACUUCAGAACAAGGUUUCUGGGAAGUUUAAACGGGGGGCACAAUUUCUAACAGAACUUGCACCUCUUUGUAGGAUAUCCUGUUCAGAUGGAGAAGAAUAUACUGUGUCAAGCUGUGUGAGAGGACGGUUGAUGGAAGUGAAUGAAAAUAUUCUAGAUAAGCCAUCCAUUUUGCAGGAAAAGCCAUCCACUGAGGGAUAUAUUGCUGUUGUGCUACCCAAAUUUGAAGAAAGCAAGAGCGUUACUGAGGGAUUGUUGACACAAAAAGAAUAUGAAGAAGUCGUGGUGAAACGAAUUAAUAACAGAUCAGAAACACCAUGAAGACAAAUGAAAUCAAAAGAAACACAAAUCUAUACGUGUUAAAGGACCAACUGCUGUAGAGCACGACUGGACAAGAAAGUGGUGGUAGGAACAGUCCUCUCCAUAUUGUGGGAUGGCUCUGCUUCAGUUCCUGGCCGCUUCAGUACUGGUGAUCUUUGCCAGUCCAUCUUGAUUUCUUAGGUCAUCUUUCCCUCCCCUGCCCAAGUAUACCCUCUUUUCAUCCAGCUCUUCUCACUUAUUCAAAUACAACAUAAACAUCUGGGAAGCUGCAAAGACUAUUUUCCAGAUAUUUUGGAUUCUCUUUGGUGAAACAAAAGACACCCCACCCUUGACCCCUCAGGCCUCCUCCUUCACCAGUUUCAACAGAACAUUCAGACAAGGUAGUACACUCUGCCCAAGGACACUUCUUGCUUGCCUGAACUGGCAGAGUAGAGAUUGGAAAUGAGAGGAGGUAGAAACUAGACUGUCUUCUCUUUACUUAUUUUUUUGACCAGACCUAUUAUUUGGGGAGCUUUUGGUGAGGAUUUCUCUCUCCCAUUGCAGAUGGCCACAUGCUCUUCAGCUUAAAGAGCCUAAGAAAGCUGCUUGGGGUCCUAAGAGAUUAGGGACUUGCCCAGGGUAAAACUGUCUGUGUCAGAGGCAGGACUUGAAUCCAGGUCUUCCUGGUCUAAGCUCAUCUCUUUCUAUCCACCAUGUUAUUUCGCUUGUCUUCUGAUCUUCAGUAAGGCUUUUCGUAUCUCUGUUCCUCCUGUUUCUGGGGUGUUCUCUCCCAUCUCAGCUCAGAGCUGAGAUGCUGAGAUUCAAGUAUGUGAGUUCUCACUGAAGUUGGUAGCAAAGAGUUUUAGUGCUUAUGAAAGUAUUACAAAAAGCAUAAAAUGCUAUCCAGUGUGUAACGUUUGAUCAUUCUUUUUUUGGGUCUUGACAGAUGCUGUUGGUUGAAGAAACUCCCUUUACAAAGGCAGAUGUGGUAGCUGCUUUGCAGCUUAGGGUGUUAAAAGUUGCUAACGGCCCUGAGAGGUUAAGUGACUUGCCCAAGGUUAUAAAGCCUGUAUUUGUUGUAGCUGGGACUUUGAGGCUAGCUCCUAUACACUGUGCCAGGCCACUUCUCACUGGUAAAAUACCAUAACUCAAUUUUUGAGCAUUUAUUGCAUAGCUACUUUAUAAGUGUAUGUAAGGCUCUAGGCACACCAAUGUUUUUUAAACCUCAAGUAUCUUGAGUAAAUUUUUAGGGGAGACUUUAUCACGUAAUCAAUUUAGUGAAAUGCAGAAUUUUAGGGCUGGGAAGGGGCUUUAGAGGUUAUCUUCAUCUGUAAAAAGUCAUCUUCACAGAGGUCUUCCUUCAUCUGUAAAGUAAUA
This is a messenger RNA of Phascolarctos cinereus (koala), 2109 nucleotides long. RefSeq names its product actin binding transcription modulator (gene ABITRAM). Gene Ontology annotation, cellular component: nucleus; filopodium tip; lamellipodium. Lineage: Eukaryota; Metazoa; Chordata; Mammalia; Diprotodontia; Phascolarctidae. The record is from RefSeq and is a predicted model, not a curated record. Gene Ontology annotation, biological process: regulation of filopodium assembly; dendrite morphogenesis; regulation of actin filament polymerization. Gene Ontology annotation, molecular function: actin monomer binding; actin filament binding.